UUUUGACAGAUGAACCAUGAAGAGAUAAAAGCAGAAGAUAAUGUUUCCACAUUGAAGCAAUUUGUCCUUCUGGGUUUUUCUGAACUUCCAUACCUGCAAGGGUUUCUAUUUGGGGUGUUCUUCCUCAUUUACCUGAUUAUCUUAUGUGGAAAUAGCCUCAUAAUCAUAAUAACCAGGCUUGACACCACAUUGCAGAAUCCCAUGUAUUUUUUCCUGGCAAAUUUUUCUUCAUUAGAAAUCUGUUACGUGUCAGUUACUCUCCCCAGGAUUCUGGUCAACCUUUGGACUCAGAAUAGAAGCAUUUCUAUGCUGAACUGUGCCACUCAAAUGUGCUUCUUUCUUGUGCUGGGAGCCACUGAAUGUUUCCUCCUGGCUGUGAUGUCCUAUGACCGCUAUGUGGCCAUCUGUAAUCCUCUGCACUAUCUUUUAGUCAUGAACCCAAAGAAAUGCAUCCGGCUGGCAGCUGGCUCUUGGCUCAGUGGAAUUCCAGUCCAGAUAGGACAAACAUGUCAAAUAUUCUCUCUACAUUUCUGUAAAUCUAACCAAAUUAGCCACUUCUUCUGUGACAUACCCCCCAUUAUCAAGCUAGCCUGUGGGGACACUUCUGUGCAUGAACUUUCUGUCUAUGUGGUGGCUACAUUGUUUGUUGCAUUCCCUUUUAUGCUGAUAAUUGCCUCUUACAGCAAAAUUAUUUUCACCAUACUGAGGUUGCCAACAGCUAUCGGACGGGCAAAAGCCUUCUCCACGUGCUCGUCCCACCUGCUGGUUGUGGUUCUGUUUUUUGGAUCUGCUACCAUUACCUACUUAAGACCAAAAUCCAAUCAGUCUGCACUUACUGACAAACUGCUGUCUCUUUUUUACACCAUUGUGACUCCAAUCUUUAAUCCUAUGAUAUACAGCCUUAGAAACAAGGAUGUGAUUGCAGCACUGAAAAAAUUAUUAUUUAAAACCUAA
Castor canadensis (American beaver) is the source of this 954-nucleotide messenger RNA. NCBI's taxonomy places the organism in Eukaryota, Metazoa, Chordata, Mammalia, Rodentia, Castoridae. The record is from RefSeq and is a predicted model, not a curated record.